CUAAUUACGAAAUGUUUGCAGGCGAUGGAACAAUGCAGAAGAUACGAGGGUCUCGUAUCACAGUGUCGCAACGUCAACGGCACCUCAGACCUGGCCCAUCUGGCGAGAUCGUGGCCCGCGCCGCAGGGAAGAGCGCCCAUAAUGAAGCGACUCUUCGUUCCACCGCAACCGCCGCCACCACCGGAGACCGAAGAGGAUGGUCCUUCGAUGCCAAUAAACGAAAAUAUUCCGCCUCCGUUGAAGGAUGAGCUGGUUAUAGAUCGUCUAUCAGCUGUACAGGUGAAGCCAUCCCAUGAUGCUCUGAGGAAACAGGCGAUCGAGCUGGAUGCCCAGAUCAGACAGAUUCAGGACGCCCUCGAUACGACGGUACGCCUUCAGCAGAGAUCUCUCGAAGCCAGUCUUUUCAAUAAGGCCAAUGAAAUUCAAGAGGACAUCUCCAUGAAGAGGUUCGACUUGAGGGUGGCGCAGAUACACCUGAGUGCCAUCAAUUCGCAGAAAGAAUUAUUUUCUAACAAAUUGGAUAAUUCGGGCGAUUCGGGACGCGAAAGAAAAAUGUCAAAUGCGUCCCAAGGCAGCAUGAAGACAAAGUGGCUGAAGGCCUUCAAGAGCUUGAAGACGCCACCACCAGAAACCGAAAAAAAAAACCAAAUGUACCAUGCGGUAUCCACGAUCAUACAGAUGAGGAAAAACGGAUCCGCGGCGACCAGAGAGCUGCUGAAGGGCGAUCCGGACGCCCACAACUUCCAGGAGUACACCUAUAAGAAGAUAACCCCGUGCGACAUCUGCUCGCAAGUACUCAGAGGGCACACCAGGCAAGGCCUGAAAUGUCGCAUCUGUAAGAUGAACGUACACGUGGACUGCCAGGAGAAGGCCUCCAAGUGUCAGGCCAAAGCAAGACUUCUCAGACGUCAGAAAUCCACGUCCGAAAUAGAGACGCGAAUUCCGGACAGCACCGUUGAGGAUGAAAGUAUAGGGAUUGAUGAGAGGUACUCUGGUAUGCCUACGAUGAACCGGCAGUUGUCGGUGCGGGAGGUUGCCAGGACAACGCAUUUGUCACCGCCGCAACCGCCUCAUGUUGCUGUUGCCAAUGCCAUAGAGAGUCCGGAAGUGGAUCUGAUAUACCAGGUAUUAAAGCAGGCGGGCGAGAUAUCGAACAGCAAAGGGCGCAUCGAGACGCCUACCGUCGGCAUAACGCUUGAUCGCGGCGCGACGCCUUCCGGUUCCGGUCAGAGCCUGAACCGGAGGCCGCUCGCAGGUCCUGCCCAGCCGCCCCGUCCGCAGGGUUCCAACCUCUGCGUCGUUAAUCCUGCUCCCUGCUCAACCAGCUCAGGGUCUCGCAUGAGGAAUUCGUCAAGUGCUGUCAAUUUUAAUACCCACUUUGGGGCCAACAACGUCGCCCCUCACUCGCCCAGACGCCAGAAGCUCAACCUGAGGAUGAAAAGCUUGUCGCUUGACUCUCCGGAGAGCACGGAGCAUGUCCAGAGGAGGAAACACCACGGGGCCGCAGCCACAAGCGAUCCCCAUUCCAAUCAAAGCUCUUCAUCCAGAAUCCAAUUUUCGGUUCCCGUAAGGCCUAUUCACAGCAACUUGGUAGCACGAAGCUCCCACAAAGCUAACUCAACUCCAUCGAGCCCCGUGCAUAACAGGCGGCUUUUGUCGGCUAAAAAUAUAAGAAUGUCUUCAGUGGAACUUCCUGAUGACAACGAAAAGAGCCCAUCGUCGGCCAGCACUUCGCCCUGUCCGAGUCCAGUCGGUGGAAAAAAGCCGCAUCGUCUCUUACCAACCAACCUGUAUGUGGUGUUGUACAACUUUAAGUCUCGCCAUCAGGAUGAGCUUGAUUUGAAGGCUGGGUACAAGGUCACAGUGAUCGAUACCUCUGAUCCCGAUUGGUGGAAGGGUAAAUGUUUAGGAAGAGUCGGUUACUUUCCAUCAAAGUACUGUUCGAAGCUAUCGCCAGGCGAGAAACCUCUUCAGGUUACUCAUAAUCUACAAGUUUCCGAUGGCGAUAACGGUUUGAUGCUGCUGCGCGACCAAAUUGUCAUCCAGAUUGGUGAAGAAUUAGAUGGGAUGGUGAUGAUUAGGUCAGGGGAUAACCGCCAGGGCGUCUGUCCCGUGAAGUUCUUGCAGGAGGUGUGACACCACUCCGAAGCAGCUUGU
Molecule: messenger RNA, 2157 nt
Organism: Nicrophorus vespilloides
Lineage: Eukaryota; Metazoa; Arthropoda; Insecta; Coleoptera; Silphidae
Product: SH3 and cysteine-rich domain-containing protein 2-like
Exons: 14
Coding region: 25-2136 (703 amino acids)
Biological process (GO): positive regulation of protein localization to plasma membrane; positive regulation of voltage-gated calcium channel activity; skeletal muscle contraction
Cellular component (GO): extrinsic component of cytoplasmic side of plasma membrane
Molecular function (GO): protein binding
Source: RefSeq, a predicted model, not a curated record